Molecule: messenger RNA, 979 nt
Organism: Teleopsis dalmanni
Lineage: Eukaryota; Metazoa; Arthropoda; Insecta; Diptera; Diopsidae
Product: GPN-loop GTPase 3
Exons: 3
Coding region: 97-933 (278 amino acids)
Molecular function (GO): GTPase activity
Source: RefSeq, a predicted model, not a curated record
UUCUCAAUAAUAUAGUCUGGCAACUAACGAAUAUAAAAUCGUGCUUACUGUGAUAUAAAAAUAGAUAUAAAUAAAAUUUCUUUAAAUGUUUAGAAAAUGAGAUACGCACAAAUUGUAAUAGGACCUGCAGGGAGUGGAAAGUCUACAUACUGCACCUUUCUUCAACGGCAUGCAUAUGACGCAAAACGCACUAUUGAUAUUGUCAACUUGGAUCCGGCGGCUGAACAUUUUGAUUACAAACCAAUUGUAGACAUCCGCGAGUUGAUACAGCUAGAUGAUGCAAUGGAAGAUGAGGAAUUACAUUACGGACCAAAUGGUGGCUUGGUUUUUUGUCUUGAAUAUUUAAUGGAAAAUCAAGAUUGGCUCAAAGAAAAAUUAACUUCUGAUGAUUUUAAUGAUCCAGAUGAUGAUUACAUACUUUUUGAUAUGCCUGGACAAAUUGAAUUAUUUACACAUUUAUCUAUGGGAAAAGAUUUUGUAAAAUUAUUAGAAUCUUGGAAUUUUAGAGUGUGUACAGUUUUUCUAGUAGAUUCACAAUUCAUGAUCGAUGGUGCUAAAUUUAUAUCUGGUACAAUGGCAGCUCUUAGUGUUAUGGCAAAUAUGGAAAUGCCGCAUGUAAAUAUACUAACGAAAAUGGAUUUAUUAAAUAAGUCUGCACGAAAUAAACUAGAAAGAUACAUAGAGCCUGACCCAAAAGCUUUAUUAAGUGAUGUAGAGGAAGAGUCUAUGUGGGGUCUAUCGCAUAGAAAAUUGUCUGCCACAAUUGGAAAUUUAAUAGAAGACUUCAGUCUUGUUCGUUUUAUACCUUUGAAUAUUGAAGACACCGAGAAUAUACAGGAUUUACUGCUGCAAAUCGAUAAUAUCAUACAAUAUGGCGAGGAUGCAGAAGUUAAAACACGAGAUUUUGAUCCUCCAGAAGAACUUGACGAUUAAAAUAUAUAAUAGUAAUAUAAUAAUUAAUAUAAACCAGUAAAGUUCU